GUCUCGUCAACACAGUGAAGUGAAAGAAAGAAAAAAAUUCCGAUGAAAUGUUGGUUGGAAAAUGGAGAAGUAGUAGGAGCAUUUCAUUGACAUUCUGUCCGUGUUUAUGGAUUGUGCGUAGAAGCUUGCGUUCAGACGCAGCGUUGGAAGCAAUAUCCAAAGCUUCUGAAGAUAAAGUUCCCAACAUUGUUCUCUACAAUUACCCUUCAUUUUCUGGAGCAUUUUCCUCUCUCUUUGCUCACCUCUUCCACACUCGUCACAAUCUCCCUUCUCUUUCCUUGCCUUUCUCUUCUGUUCCCUCUCUCGCUUUCAGGGUUGAAGAUCUGUGCAUUCAAGGCCUUCAAACAUGUUAUCUGCUUGACUUUCUUCCUCCAAAUGAAUUCCUUUUCAGACUUUCCCAUCAAUCAAAAUGCAAGAUUAUUGGGUUUGAUCAUCGCAAAUCAGUGCUUAGGCAUAUUCCCUCUGCAAAUCAGUGUCCUGAUAAUAUUGUGAUUAAUGUUAAUCAUGAGAAAAGUAGCUCCAGAGCUGUUUAUGAAUACUUUACCAACAAACACCAGGAUAUGAAAACUUCUAAUGGUGUGGUUCCAAGUUUGUUGGAGUCAAAAGAUAAAGAUCGCAUGGAGCUGAUUCUGAAGUAUAUUGAGGAUGGAGAUCUUCGCCGAUGGAGUUUGCCUGGCAUUAAGUCCUUUCACAUUGGACUAAGUGAAUGGCGGUCAAGGUUUAGCUGCAUUUCAAACCCAUACAUGUAUAAGCAGUUGCUGGAAUUGAGUGUUGAAGGGUUAAUUGCUAAAGGAAAUUCAUCUCUUUCAGCCCGCCGGAAUGCUGCAAGUAAAUUGCUGGAAAAGGUUUUCAGGGUUCGGCUAGGUAGAGGAUUUUAUGGAGAGUGCCUGGGAGUCCGAGCAGAUGGAAAUUCUAACUUAAGUGAUGAAAUUGGCAUGCUUCUUAGUGUAAAAAGUGCUGCUAUUGGUCUGAGACCCAUAGGGGCUGUGAUAUUCAUGCAACGGAAUAAUCUCAAAAUGUGCUUGCGCAGCUCUGAUAGUGCUACUGAUACAUCUGAAGUUGCUAAGGCAUACGGUGGAGGAGGUUCUGCAAGUUCAAGCUCCUUUAUAAUAAGGAUGGAUGAGUAUAACCAAUGGAUUUCAGCAAAUUCAUUAUGAUGGUUUCUGGGUUUGAAUAUCUAAUUCUGGCUUGAUAAAUUUACACGCUGCCUUUAGGAAUUGAAAUCAUCAGUGUGACAAUGGCUUGUGACACUCAAUGUAAUAUAUCAAACUUCGUGGCAAAAAAGGGAUCUAUCGAGGCAGAGACAGAGGAUGUGGUGACUGUAGUGUUAUCUUAACUUAUCUGCCUGUCCUGAUAAUUGGUGCUGCACAUGAUGAGAGUUAAGAAGGUAUAGCAUGAGCAAGAACGAAGCAUAUAUCUUGGGAGUAAACAGGCUACUGUUGAGGAGUUGUUGUUUUAAGGACAAAGAUGUUGAAGUAAAUGAAAAGGAAGUAACAGUCCUGGUUUCUACGUCUGAUGAAUUUUGAGGCUUUUAUACUCAUUAGUUAUUUCCAACUUCAUAAUUUUUUGUUGGGAGUUUCUACCUCGAGUGAUUUUGUUACUAGUUUUUUUUUUUUUAAUCAUUUUCAGCACAAACCCAAAAAUCAAAAUAGUUAAGUAGUAUUAAAUUAUUAGUUUAAGUGACUUAUAUCCUUGCUAUCUUCACUUCUUUUACUUGUAUCCUUAA
Cicer arietinum (chickpea) is the source of this 1726-nucleotide messenger RNA. RefSeq lists its product as uncharacterized. NCBI's taxonomy places the organism in Eukaryota, Viridiplantae, Streptophyta, Magnoliopsida, Fabales, Fabaceae. The record is from RefSeq and is a predicted model, not a curated record.